Bufo bufo (common toad) is the source of this 1474-nucleotide messenger RNA. RefSeq names its product ATPase H+ transporting V0 subunit d2 (gene ATP6V0D2). Gene Ontology annotation, biological process: vacuolar transport; proton transmembrane transport; vacuolar acidification. The record is from RefSeq and is a predicted model, not a curated record. The coding region runs from base 58 to 1110 and encodes 350 amino acids. The transcript has 8 exons. Lineage: Eukaryota; Metazoa; Chordata; Amphibia; Anura; Bufonidae. Gene Ontology annotation, cellular component: early endosome; vacuolar proton-transporting V-type ATPase complex; plasma membrane proton-transporting V-type ATPase complex. Gene Ontology annotation, molecular function: proton-transporting ATPase activity, rotational mechanism.
UACAGCCUGUCAGAGCGCAGUCGCUGAGGUAGGAAGAAGGUCGCCGCCAGCUCCACCAUGCCUUCAUCCGAGUUUUACUUCAAUGUGGACAGCGGAUAUCUGGAGGGGCUAGUCCGAGGAUUUAAGGGUGGAAUCCUGAAGGCCGGCGACUACAGUAACCUGGCACAAUGUGAAACCUUGGAGGACCUGAAGCUGCAUUUGCAGUCCACAGACUAUGGACACUUCCUGGCAAAUGAGACUGGACAACUCACAGUAUCUGUAAUUGAUGGAAAGCUGAAACAGAAGCUUAUGACUGAAUUCCACUACUUCAGAAACCAUGCUUUUGAACCACUUUCCACGUUUCUAGAUUUUAUCACGUACAGCUACAUGAUUGAUAAUAUCAUCCUGCUAAUCACAGGAACUUUACACCAGAGGCCUAUUUCUGAGCUGGUUCCUAAGUGCCACCCACUGGGCAGUUUCGACCAGAUGGAAGCAGUCAACAUUGCACAGACUCCGGCAGAACUAUUCAAUGCAAUCAUAGUGGACACUCCUCUUGCUGACUUUUUCCAAGAUUGCCUGUCAGAAAAUGACAUGGAUGAGAUGAAUAUUGAAAUUAUGCGGAACAAGCUGUACAAGUCUUACCUCGAGGCUUUCUACAACUUAUGCAAAACUCUAGGAGGAACGACCGAAGAAAUAAUGUGCCCAAUUCUUGAGUUUGAAGCAGACAGACGAGCAUUUAUUAUCACUAUAAAUUCAUUUGGCACUGAGCUUAACAAAGAAGACAGAGAGACUUUGUACCCAACUUGUGGCAAACUGUACCCAGAGGGGCUGCGACUCCUCGCCAACGCAGAAGACUAUGGCCAAGUGAAGAACACAGCAGAAUACUACGCUCAAUACAGAGCAUUGUUUGAAGGAGUUGGAAGUGGAAAUGAAGAAAAGACAUUAGAAGACAAGUUUUUUGAACAUGAGGUGCAAAUGAACGUGCUGGCAUUUAACAAUCAGUUCCACUUUGGGGUCUUCUACGCCUAUGUUAAAUUAAAGGAGCAGGAAUGUCGCAAUGUCGUGUGGAUCGCAGAAUGCAUUUCUCAAAGGCACCGAACUAAAAUCAACAACUACAUCCCCAUUCUGUAAACCGCCCUUUCAUCCAUUAUUAUACUAUUACAUUUAUAAAAUGCCAAACUAUGUAACUUCUGUAACAUUAUAUAGAAAACAUAUUUACAGCCUGAACCAGCACAUGGCAAAAUGUAUUAUGCUUUAUCAUAAUAGGCAAGAAGGUACUAUUAUAAUAGUGACUGAUACCAGCUAAAGGCCCGUCAUGCAGGGAAACCCUGAUUGGUAAAAUAUGUAAAGGCCGAUAUGGCUUUUUUUUUUUUUAAUCCGGUAAUCACAUGUCCCACUCUCAAAGGUAUCCUAGGCAUCUGCUUACCAAAUGGACCUACCCCUGAGCAUGAAUCAUAUUUCAUACUAAGACAGAAGGAAAGGGGUGGGGUUCUGU